Molecule: messenger RNA, 3517 nt
Organism: Zophobas morio
Lineage: Eukaryota; Metazoa; Arthropoda; Insecta; Coleoptera; Tenebrionidae
Gene: gry
Product: gryzun
Exons: 15
Coding region: 113-3463 (1116 amino acids)
Cellular component (GO): cytoplasm
Source: RefSeq, a predicted model, not a curated record
AAUAAAAAUGACACUUGUCACAUUUGUCAAAAUAAAAAGUGCCGAAAUUUGUUAAACACAAUAAUGCGUGAAACUUUGUCAAGAACGACACAAAGUUAACAAAUUCAGCAAGAUGCAAUCUUCCCCGCAAAAUAAUUCUGAUCUUCCACCCGAACUAUGUGCGAAACCCUUGGCCCUGGUCGGGGUAUCAGGCCUCGACACCCUCAACAACGCAGUCCACAAGUCAAUUUGGGAAACAUUUAGUAAUAAUCGAAGGGCGGACAGAUCUCCCGUGUUAUUUAAAUUAAUAGGCAAUGCGCACGAAUUUCCUGUGAUCAAACCGAAACGUACUUCAUACGACUGGUACAUUCCUAAAGGAAUUUUGAAAAGAAACUGGAUGAACAAACAUCUGUACGAAAUUCCUGCCGUUAUUGUGAUUUUCUACGACUUAGAUUGGAAUGAUAGUUUGUGGAAUGAAAAAAUGAUUGAGUGUGCUUCGCGUGUGCAGUCCCUUCGGGCUGCGCUCGAGGGUCGCAAUACCCGAAUUACAGUGGUCUUAAUCCAAAAUACUUUACCACUACCUCCUGGUGAGGAUGUCUUAGCGUCAGAUCGAGCCAUAAGUUUGUGUGCAAGUUGUGAACUGAACUCCACUUCAUUGUUUGUGUUGCCACAUGGCGACCAUCUGCAAGGGUAUGCCGUUAGGUUGGAGAGCGCUUUUUAUGAAUUUGCGCAGAACUAUUACCACAAUGAAAUCAAAAAUGUUCGGGCGCAUAAAGAACAUUUAAAUAAAAAUUCACAUCAGUAUUUACUUGUGAGACAUCAGUAUAAGAUGGGCUUCCUGUAUGAAUUAAAACAAGACAUACAUACAGCGCAUAAACACUACACUCACGCUUAUAAUAAUUUACUAGAGAUCCGAAUUGUCGAUACAAACGCUCUAGAAAUUAGGACAGUUGCAGGUUUUAUUAAUUACAAAUUAUGCAAAUUGAUGUUUGCUUUAAAUUUACCAAGGGAUGCCAUAUCGCAAUUUAAGGCUCAUAUUGACAGGUUUAAGAGUAGAAUGGGAUUUCAAGAGCUGACUUUUGAACAUUAUGCUUGGUUGUCUAAACAAUUCUCUGUUUUUGGCGACAUCUUUGAUGAGGCUGUUAAAUUGGGAUUGCCAGCUGUACAAACCCAACAUCCAGGAAUUUAUUAUCAGCAAGCCGCUCAGUAUGCUAUUUUAAGGAAGAAGUCAUGUCAGGAGCUAUGUGGUAACGUCAUAGCUUUUCCUCAACCCGACCCUCUAGAGGGCUCAAACUACUUAGAAUUUUACGGUCAGCGGCCUUGGAGACCCGGUAAGCUUUCAGCGGAACCUCCGGACCCCCAGUUGGAGUCCAAUGGAAUCCAAGCUAUCCAGUUUUUAGAAAAGCAACACCCACACUCCAAUACAAUAGUAUCUUUAUACGGUUUAGCAAUUUCUCAGUACAAAACGUACCGGUGUCCACGUACUAGAAGACAUUUGGUGUUGCAAAUGGCUGAAGAGUAUUACAAUUCGCACGAUUUCGGAAAAGCUUUGACUUUGCUAACUCAUAUGCUGGCGGACUUUAGAAGCGAACAGUGGUGGUUGUUGUUGACUGAUAUUUUAGAAAAAGCAAUCAGGUGUGCUUACUUGACAGCCAGCAUCUCAGAUUAUGUGAUACUCAGCUUGGAAGUUAUUGGCAAGAAUAGUCAGCUUAAUCUUGAACACAAGAAAAAAAUUCAUGACAAUAUCCAGCGCAUUUUAAAGAAGCAAAUACCGUUUGGUGACCAAAGACUGACUCCUGAUGUACUUCAAAGUGCUGUUAUACAGUGGCAACCAAAAUUGCAGAUUGAACCUAUUCAUCUUACGCUUGAUUUAGGAAAAAUUACGUCAUGCAUUGAAACCAAAGCGAGGUUUAUGCAAAAUAAAUAUGAAGCUGAUCAGAACGUGACGGUGGAAGUUUACAUAAAAUGUACGAGUCCGCUACCACUAAUUUUUACUAAAGUGGCAGUCACUAUUAACACACCAACCUAUAAUUCUGAAUAUGCAGUUGAUAACGUUAAUCUAAGUUCAGGUUCAUUGGAGUUCAACACUGAUGAAGUAAAGAGAUUUGUAAUAGAGUUCAUGCCAGACUCCAAUGAUGUAAAUAAUGAAAUCCAAAUUGGUGCAAUUACUUUAAUGAUGGGGACUCCAGAAGACUCCAGCCUUGAUCUCAAAUUUAACCCGCUAAAUAUUCUUAAUAGUACCUGCCAAGAACUGUUACACUUUAAAUACUGUCCCGACAAGCUAGAUUUUGACAAUAUUUUGCCUUUAACCGCCACUACAAUAAUCCCCAGACACUCUAAACUGGAAAUCGGGUUGGAAUAUGCAAUUCCAGCACUUCUGGGGGAGUGGUUUGAAAUAAAAAUGUUCAUCAACAACGAAGAGCCACACAGCAUCAAAGACAUGAAAGUAGAGGUGACUCUAGGCAAAGAUGAGACAAUUAGUCUUACCGAAUUUUCCACAAACUCGUCCGGAAUUCCCGACAAACUCCCCAUAGCUUUAAACUUACCGUCUUCUCUACAAAAACAUGAAAAAUGUACGGGUAAUUUCUACUUACGGGCACACAAAGUCGUUGAAAAUAUUAUAGAAGUGAAGAUUUCGUAUACACUGGACAGAGAUAAACCAGUUAUCAGUAUAAAAACUGAAACUAUUAUAGUUCCUGUUGUUAAGCCGUUCGAGAUCACAACCAAGUUUUUGUCGAGUUUAAUGGAAGAAGUGUCUCAGUUUUAUGUAGGGGAGGAGGUUGGAGUUAUGCCUAGCAUUCGGUGUCUAUCACCAUGGCCCAUCGUUAUUGAGAGUACUGCUAUGGAAUUUUCGUCGCCUUUUAAAUCGACCGAAAAUAAUGUGGUUAGUCAUUUAGCUAAUACCAAGUUGGCGAAUAAAGAAGUUGGGGUCGAAUUGUUCCUGGGUGUGUGUGAAAAGACUUCAGAGUCGAAUGUUACAGUUGGACAGUAUAUGGUUAAAUGGAGACGAGAAAAUGGUCUCGGUACAACUAGUCAGCUAACCAUCCUGGGAUACCCUUGUGAGUGGAUACCACUAGAACUAAAGAUGAUAGCUCCUGCCCACGGGCUUGUGCGUACCCCUCUACUGAUAAGCUACCACUUAUACAAUAGAUCCCAACAACUAUUACAACUAGAAAUAGCUAUGGAAGCAAGUGAAGCCUUCAUGUAUGCUGGUUAUAAACAGUUCAACGUAUCGGUUUUGCCUGAAUCAGAGAAGACAAUCCAGUACAACUUAUACCCUCUGAUAGCUGGCAGUGUAGCUCUGCCGAAGCUAAUUUUGACAAUACCAGAAAAUACCGGUGAAGUGCCAGAUUUGAGACAAGACCAGCUCAAGUCCCUUGUUGACAGGUCGUUACCUACUCAUUUAUACGUUAUGCCUCAAGUCAAGGGUUCACCGCCUACGCCAGAUGCAUUCAAACCGAGGAAGUUAGCAAAGAUCAAAUAAAUUUAUACUUUGUUUGUUAUACAGUACAGUAAGUAAUAAUAACGUUCGUUAUCA